AGCGACCCGCAGCGACCGACCCACGCCACCGACAUCAGCCGGCGCGCGCGCGGGCGGCUUCCGCGCCAGCGCUGCGCCAUGGUGAAUUCGCUUCGGUCAACCACUCCGUUGUCCCAUGCCUCGCUCAAUGCGACUCAGGCCAAGGGACGCCAGAGUAUCCUGGACAAGGAACACUUGAGAAGAGCCCUUUCAGUCAUUGAGAAGGACUCGUUCAGAUACCAGAAUGCCGAGAAGCAGAAACCAUGGAUGGACGCAGAAUCGUGGUCGAUACUGCGUGUGCAGAUGGCAAAAGUGGUGAGGAGUCAGACCUUUGAGACCGUGAUGGGUUUGGUGAUCAUUGUAAAUCUCAUGCUUAUGGUGGUCGAGACAGAUGCUGAUGCCAGUUGCUAUCCACUCUUCAGCGAGAACACCAAGGAAUGCCCAAGUCGCAGUAGCUUGAUCCCUUGGUUGCAAAAUGCCAAUCUGGCCUUGCUCAUGGUCUACACGAUAGAAUGUGCCUGUAGGGCAUUUGUCGAGCGAAGCCUGUACGCGAGGAAUGUCUGGAACUUGGUGGACUUCUGCACCAUGCUGGCGGGCUGGACCGGCCUGAUAUUGGCACCUUUUGUGAAUUUGAGCGUUUUGCGGAUAGUUCGAGUUGCUCGUCUGGUGAGAUUGGGGCGACUCGUGAUCUCUGUGCCGGAGCUCUAUUGGUUACUUAGUGGCUUGAGCUCCUCCUUCAAGGCAAUCCUUUUUGGUUCGCUGAUGCUGAUGUGCGUAAUCGUGGUUUGGUCCAUCGUUGUGGUGGAGUUCCUGCAUCCAGUGAAUGUUCAGAAGCACACCUGGCAGAUUUGCCGUUUUUCUUUUUCACCACCCGGGAGUGUCUUGUUUCUCCGUGUUUUUUUUGGGUGUAAGGCUCUGUUUCAGGAGACCCAUGUGAACCUAAGGAUCCAGUAUGACAACAGCCUCUGUGAACGGUGCCAACGUGGCUUCCAGAAUGUUUACGCGGCUUCGCUGACCAUUUUCUCGCAGAUUGUUGCUGGCGAUCAGUGGGGCGCGAUUUCGCUCCCCAUGGCGGAGCACAGUCCCUGGACAGCGCCAGUGAUUUUCGUCAUGAUGACGACCAUCUCCCUGGGAGUUAUGAACUUGAUCCUGGCAGUGAUUGUGGAGAAGGCCGCUGAGGCAAGGGAGAAAGACUCUGCACGAAAGAAGGAGAAGAAGGAUCAAGAGCGUGAAGCCCACUUGGUCGAACUUGCCAUGCUUUUCGACAGCAUGGAUGAGAACUGCAAUGGCAAGCUAAGCUUAGAGGAGAUGCUCAACGGUUUCGACUGCAAUCCGAAGUUCCGGCAAUUGAUGGAUUUCAUGGACAUUGCAAGAGAAGAGGUGGAAGUCGUUUUCAACGUACUGGAUGGCAAUGCCAGUGAAGAGGUCGACUAUCUGGAGUUCUGCAAGCAUUUGUCGACCUUUCGAAAAAGGGAUCCGGUGAUGAUGCAAUCGAUGAUGAAGUAUUCCGUCAUGGAACUUCGGCACCUUUUGAAGCAGGACAUCAUGCAGGUCUUGCAGCUGCAGACGCAGAUGCUAACGGACCAGCUGACGUUAUUUCGGAAGAUACCGGAAUGCGCGGAGGAUGCCAAGGAGUUAGAGAGCAAGUGGGCUUCUGCUUUGACCCCUGGUAACAAAACAGAGAUGGUCGGGCCUGAGGAUUCUGAGCGCAGCAGAGAGGUUCGUGACUCCGUAAUGUCUUUCAGACAAAUCGACUUGGAUGAGGUGAAUGACCGCUUGGCCGCCACUUGCAUGAGCUUCCACACCAUGCAGACGGAGUUGGAAUGCCUUCUUGAAAGAGCCACGCUGAUCCCGCAGGGCGCCCUCGCACAGGCAUCGGAGUCCGUCCAGCACGUGAAGAGUGUCAAGUCUCAGGGCGACCGGAUUGACCGCCCAAAAUUCACCACAAAUCGCUCGCUCUCUUCCCUUCAGACGCACUCCAGCAAGAAGACAGGCAGUGACAUGGAUGGUGAGUUGGAAGACAGAUUCAAGGACUUGCUCUCAGAUUUUCGGGAGCACAUGGAGAAGGAAGCACAGCUACAAGGCAAAUGCAGAGAAACCUUGGAAUCAAUCAGCUCAUUAAUGUAUCACUGGAGCAUUGUGCAGAAUGACCUGUAGCAUGCAUGCAGCAUGCACACCAUGUCUAAGACAUCAGGUGUCGGUCCCGUCGAAGAAUCAUUGGCUAAUUGCCAAGACAUCUGAAAGCGUGCUUCUGGUGACAAGAAAAGGAGGUCAAGGAUUUGGACACUGCAACGAUUUUUGAGAUUGAUUAUGAUUCACUGAUUUGGGUGGAACAAGGGGAUCUGGGUGUGGGAG
Molecule: messenger RNA, 2334 nt
Organism: Durusdinium trenchii
Lineage: Eukaryota; Dinophyceae; Suessiales; Symbiodiniaceae
Source: the annotation of a GenBank genome assembly